Diorhabda carinulata is the source of this 4289-nucleotide messenger RNA. RefSeq names its product traB domain-containing protein. The record is from RefSeq and is a predicted model, not a curated record. Bases 396 to 1535 code for a protein of 379 amino acids. NCBI's taxonomy places the organism in Eukaryota, Metazoa, Arthropoda, Insecta, Coleoptera, Chrysomelidae. The transcript is spliced from 6 exons.
AGUGUCAUCAAAUUUACAUAGCCGAACACGGUACAAGUAUUUCACUAAACGUUGCCAAGUUUUCAAUAAAUACAGGUUUAUUUUCUUUUCUAUUUUGCUGAAUAUUUUGAGUUGAAAAACGAAGUGACUACCAGAAACAAUAUUUAUUCCCUAGAAAAAUAUAUUAUACUAUAGAACAGGAUUUAUUAUCCAUAUUUUUUUCAUAAAUUUCAUACCAGCACCGCUUUCGUACUAUAAUCAAAGAAAUAAUCACGUGUGAUUUUUAACGUUCCGUUCUUUUAAAAAGAACACAGCUGUUUUCCUGACAGCGAUUACAAAAAGUUGAAAUUUUUAGUUUUUUUAUUAUUUUGCUUUACUAAUAUUAUAGGUUUUAUAUAGAAAAAUAAUUCGUCAUAAUGGAUAAUUCUCUAACUAAUUUUGAAUUAACAGAAAGUACGGUUAAAAUAGAUCCGGAUACGGAGAACGGUUCCGGUUCGGAUAAAAGCGAUCCAUUAGAAAUCGUAAGUUUAGGGGAUGCUGAAUCCUCGAGCAGUAAAUCCGAUGAUGAUUUCGAUAAUAAUUUACCGAAAACGGUUACUCUUCUAAGACAUGAAAAGACUGGCGCAAAAGUGUAUCUUAUCGGCACAGCACAUUUCAGUAAAGAAUCGCAAGAAGAUGUAAGAAAAGUUAUAACAACCGUUCUUCCACAUGUAGUUGUUCUAGAACUUUGCAGCUCUAGAACAAAUAUUUUAGCUUUAGACGAAGAAACUAUUUUACAGGAAGCCAAAAAUAUUGAUAUGCAAAAAAUUUUGAGUACAAUUAGAAGUAACGGACUCUAUAAUGGGUUAAUUUAUUUACUUGUGCUCAAUAUGAGUGCUUAUUUAACUAAAGAAAUUGGUAUGGCUCCCGGCGGAGAAUUUAGAGUUGCUUUUAAAGAGGCUUCCAAUAUUCCUAAUUGCACUAUACACCUUGGAGACCGUUCUAUGUCCAUCACAUUACAAAGGGCUUUGGCGAGGCUUUCGUGGUUUCAAACUGUGAAAUUAGCAUGGCAUCUACUUACUUCAAAGGAACCUAUCACUGUGGAAGAUAUAGAAAAAUGUAAGGAAAAAGAUAUGCUGGAGCAGGUAUUAUCAGACUUUUCUGAACAAUAUCCCGCUUUCAAGGAAGUUUUUUUAGACGAAAGAGACAUUUAUUUGACAAAUUCCUUACAACAGGCUGUCCAAUCGAGAUCGAAAUCCUCGCAAGAAGGUGACUUUGAACACGAGCCUAUACGUGUAGUGGGUGUCGUCGGUAUGGGUCACACACCAGGAAUUAUAAAACUUUGGCCUACGAGUCAAGAGCAUAACGUAAACUCUAUAGUCACGAUCCCACCUCCUUCGUUAACAUCUAAAAUCAUCAAAAGGGCUUAUAAAAUAACUUUAUUAGCCUUCGGGGGUUAUUUGGUGUACAAAUUCGUUCCAGUACCAAAAUUUUUGAAAGAAAAUACUCAUAUUGUUGCUCAAAAAAUAUUGAUAGGCUUGAGAGCCGAAAACAAUUUUAGGUUAAGCUUAAACUGAGUUUUUUCUUGUUUUUUUUAAAGCCCUAACCAUUUUAAAUUAGUUUUUUAAUAGACUGAAUUUAGAUUAUUGGAAAUUUAAUUUAUUUUUUAUCCGGAUUAUUAAAUACUAGUUGUCCCAAAUUUUUGGAUGAGUACAAUUAUUUGUGGAUGAACAGGGCCACAAUUGAGUUGAAAUACAUGGAACCAUUCGUCUUGGACACCCCAGGGGUAAUUUUUUCUCAAAUUUUUCGACAGGAAAUACAAAUUUUUGAUUCUUUUCAAUUACCGUUCCAGGAAAAAAUAUUUCUCAUAAUAUAAUCAACUGAAAUUGGGUUUUUUUUAUUUUUUUUUUUGUAAAAAAACUGAUGAUUUACCCCUUUUAAGAACUUUUUUCGUUAAGAAAUCCUUUUUUUAGAAUCUUAUUACAUAUUUUUUGUUAUUUAAUGAUUUCUUUUUGCUUCCAAUUUCUAAUUACAGACUUCAAUAUAUAUUUUAUUCUCUAUUAUCUUUUAACAGUAAAUUCGAAUGGUUUUAACUAUUUUUUUUUCACUUAAAAACUGUUAUUUUCAUCCUUUAAGGACUUAACAUGAUAUUUCUUGUGUUAAGAUGUUGCCUCUAGAAUCUAGCAUAUCUUCGAAGCUGUUAUUUUUGUACUUUAAGGACUUAAUCCAGAUAUUUUACGAUUUUUCUUUUAUUGAAUCAUAUGUACAUGCCUCUAAUGUCCUUUAAUCCUUUUAGUUUGUAUUUCGUAUUGCCUCUAGGACCUAAUAUAUCUGCAAAUAUCUUAUUUUAGUCCUUCGAGAACUAUAUCCAUUGAAAAAUCCUCUAUUUUAGAUUUUUUGUACGUUGUCUUGAAUUAGAUAAUUUGUAUGUCCUUUAAUACUUCUAGUUUGUAUUUCGUAAUGCCUCUAGAACCUAGCACAUCUUCAAAGCUGUUAUUUUUGUCCUUUAAGGAUUUAAUCCACUGAGAAUUCCUCCACUUUCCUUAAUCCGGUUAUUUUACGAUUUUUCUUGUAUUGAAUCAUUUAUACAAGCCUCUAAUGUCCUUUAAUCCUUCUAGUUUGUAUUUCGUAAUGCCUCUAGGACCUAGCACAUCCCAGAAGAUGUUACUUUCAUCCUCUAAGGACUCUAUGGAUUAAGAAAUCCUCUUAUUUCAGAUAUUUUGUUAUUUUUAUUGCAUCAUGUGAUUUUUAUAUACUUUUAUUAUUCUUUAAUCCUCCUAGUUUGUGUUGUGUAUUGCCUUUUCAAUCUAGCGCAUCCCCAUAGCGCCAUAUUGGACAAAUACUAUCUUGUAUCAUAAUAUUUUGUUAUCUUAAUGACAUUCAAUCUAAAUUUUUACAAUUUUUUCAUCAAGAAACUUGCAAAUCAGUUUUUUAAUGGCUUCCUCAUCAUCUCCUCCAACUUAUUUCGGGUUUUUAUUCUUAUUAGUCCUGUCUUUUGAACCCCAUAGCUCCCUAUGGGACAUGUACCACCUUGUAGUAAAGUAUUUUGUUUUUAAAUGAAAUUCAAUUAGAAUUUUUGAAUUUUUUUUCCAAAAAAAUGAUAAAUCAGUCAUUUGAAGGAUUCAUUAAUAAAAAAAAUCAUCCCUUCCAUAUUUUUAUUGUUUUCUUAAUAGUAUUGUCUCCUGAAGUUAAUCCACCCACAUAUUGGAACGAUAACCAUCUUGUAAUUUAAUAUUUUGUUCUUUUAUGACAUUUUCCAAGUAACCAUUAAUUUCCUUCCAUUUAAAAAUCGAUUUACUUCUAUUUUUCUCUUUAAUUGUCCCCCAGCUUAAUUGAAGAAUAUCCUGUAUUAAUAAUUCCCUCAGUAAAUCUACCCCAAUCGAUUGAUUCUACAACUGAAUAUUCCAUUUAUCUCAUUUGUGGCCUCCCUCGGAAUCUAUUUUACCCCAUACGGGCGUUAAUUUCCCAGUUUGUUUCAAAUCCGGAAGCAAAAAAACUUUAGAAAAGGCUGUGUGUGAUAAAUUACUUUUAAUUAAAGGUCAAGGUGUUUUUUAUUACAUUCCGAAAUAUAUUAACCCUAAAAAAAGGAAGGGGGUUUAUUUAUUAUUAUUAACUGGUUUAGGGGGUUGGAUUUAUAAAUACAUUAACCGUUUAACGUAUAGUUAUAUUACUUUCAUCUAUUAAAAAUAUUAAAAAAUUAAUCGGAAGACUUUUUGGCAGGAUAUUUUAAGUACUUGAAUAUUUUAUCUUGCCAUAUUUUGAUUGGAGGUUCAUACAAUUUUAUUGUCAUCUUAAAAUAGGCGAAGGAAACUAUUAUAAAAGAAAAAAAAUAAUACCAAUUAAUUGGUAGCACCCUAAAUUUAUUUGGAGGUAGGAAAAAUGUUUUUUUUUACUAAAUUUAAGUCAAAAUUGUGAAUUAUAUAUGUCUUUUAGUUAAUUUUUUCCCCUUAUGGGGUUGAAUAUCACUAGUUUUUGAUACAAUUUUAUUAAUUAAAAUAUUUUUUUUUGAUAAUUCUUAUUAAUGUAAAAAUUUUAAAAAUAUGGGGUUACCUUACAACAUUAUUAAAGUUAUUUAAGGAUUUGUUUAUAUCUGUAAUGAACCUCCAAUUUAAAUCUUGUCGGCUGCACAACGGAACCCCAAAUUAGAAGCAGAACUAUCUUUGGUAUUGGACGAUCUAGCAGCGCAACGAUACCUCCAACAAUACGAUUCGUGGCAUAAGAACGAACCACCUUUCUUCACCUUCGUAUUCUGAACAAAAAAUAAAAAAUUUAAAAUGUUAAAUAUAUAUUUUUGUUACUAUUCUGAUGUAAAUAUAUAGAUAUCAGUUAAA